AUGGAGCGGGCGGAGGGAGCGGCCCGGGCCGCGCUGGGAGCGGGGCCGGCACAGGGCCCGCGGGACCGGGCAGGGCGGGCACGGGCCGGGAGCGGGGCCGGGCAGGGGCAGGGCCCUGCGGGCUCGGACGGUGCAGCGGCUACAGGCGAGCGGAGCCCCGGGAGAGCGGCCGCGUGGAGCCAGGGCCGGCGGGGCGGAAGCCACGGCCUGUGCUUGUCUUCCAGCAGUGAUGAGGAAUUUGAGACGUUUUUAGCCAGAAUGAAAACUCCCAAAAGUGUUCCUAAAAAGGCAGAUGCAAGUUUGAAAAACUUCAUCGAUGACUCAGAUGAUUUCUUCUUGGACUUUAAAGCGAGAAAGAGCACAAAAAAGAAUGCACCAAAGGAUCUUCAGACCCCCAGGAAGUUGAUGAGUUCUGGAAAGAAAAGCACUUGCUGCCAAGAAUUGCAUUAUGGAGAGAGUUCAAGUGACACUGAGGAUUCUGUCUUUGUAGAAAGUCCUUGGCUUGACCACCAAAAAGGGGGUGUAAAAGACUGGAAAGAGAGUCAGAGGUGCACAAAACUUUCACCUCCACAAAAUCUGAAAGAGUCAGUUUCCAAAGGCAGUCCAGAUUUGCCUGUUAGAAGGAAAGAAAGAAGCUGUGAGAAGAGCACAGAAAAUAAAUUGCCCACUGUGGCAGUAGAGUCAGACAGCUCAGAUGACAGCUUUGAAUCGUUAAUGGAACGGAUAAAGAAGCAAAGUCUGCCCCAAAAACCAGUCUUAGGCACAAAUAAAACCAUCUAUCAGCCCAGCUCAGCAGAAAACAUCAAGCCACCCUGCAAAGAUGCACAGCCUUCGAAAGGGGAGGGAGUGAAGAUACCAAGGCCAAACUCCACUUCAGUUGCAGAAAUAUCUUCCAAGACAAGGACUCCUGCAAGAAUUCCUGGGAAUGAAUUGGUCAGUUGCUCACAAUCAGCAAAGACAGAUAGAAGGCUCAGGGUAUGCUCAGUGCCUGGUUGUUUCUUGCAAGAUCUUUCAAAUCCCACUUCCCACUACGUGAAGUAUUUCAAGAAGAAUAAAGAGGAGCUGACACAGAAGCUCUACAGACUGUUUAACAGCACCAUCUUUGAUCAGAAGUUACCAGAGACAAUGGAGAUAAUCUGGAAUAAGAAGAUGAGAAAAACAGCAGGAUAUUGUGUGACAGGGCAGACAGGUCCCCAACAAAAGCGUUACGCUCGCAUAGAACUUUCUGAGAAAGUCUGUGACUCUGCAGAUCGCCUUCGGGACACGCUGAUCCACGAGGUUUGCCACGCGGCCACCUGGCUCAUCAACGGUGUUCGUGACGGACACGGGCGGUUCUGGAGGUUCUAUGCCAACAAAUCAGCUGUAAUUCAUCCAGAGCUGCCAGUAGUAACACGGUGCCACAGCUACGAGAUCAACUACAAAUUCACCUACGAGUGUGCUCAGUGCAAAGCUAAGAUCGGCCGGCACUCCAAGUCCCUGGACACGGAGCGGUUCGUGUGCGCGUUCUGCGGGGGGCGGCUGUCCCUCAGCCAGCCCCCGGGCAAGGGGGGCACUCCUGCCAGGACACAGCUCACACCCUUUGCCAAGUAUGUGAAGGAAAACUACGGACUGGCCAAGAGAGAGCAGCAGGGGCUGAGCCAUGCAGAGGUCAUGAGGAAACUCGGUGCUGAUUUCGCUUUGAAAACCAGGCUUGAUGAUUCCUUUUAAUAUCUCAAUAGAUUUCCUUACUUGAUGCCACUUAAAUUUUGUAUAUAGAGUAGUAGAUGAGUCUAACGUG
This is a messenger RNA of Lepidothrix coronata (blue-crowned manakin), 1777 nucleotides long. It is a transcript of the gene GCNA, whose product is annotated as acidic repeat containing. Gene Ontology annotation, cellular component: nucleus. Lineage: Eukaryota; Metazoa; Chordata; Aves; Passeriformes; Pipridae. The coding region runs from base 1 to 1707 and encodes 568 amino acids. The transcript has 10 exons. The record is from RefSeq and is a predicted model, not a curated record.